Messenger RNA from Planococcus citri (citrus mealybug), 2213 nucleotides. RefSeq names its product 3-hydroxyisobutyryl-CoA hydrolase, mitochondrial-like. Gene Ontology annotation, molecular function: 3-hydroxyisobutyryl-CoA hydrolase activity. Gene Ontology annotation, cellular component: mitochondrion. The record is from RefSeq and is a predicted model, not a curated record. Lineage: Eukaryota; Metazoa; Arthropoda; Insecta; Hemiptera; Pseudococcidae. The coding region runs from base 171 to 1262 and encodes 363 amino acids. The transcript is spliced from 3 exons. Gene Ontology annotation, biological process: L-valine catabolic process.
ACCAUACCUACCAAUUAUAUAUCCACUGUUACUUGUGCUACUAACUUAUGUUGAACGCACCUUUUUCUAUGCAAUUCAAGUUUUAGUUCAUUUUGUGUGUUCAAAUAUUUUUUUUCAAGAGCUUCAAGUUAUUUUUAGGUGACUCGAAAUCAAGCUCAGAAUCUAUUACCAUGUUCUCCUCAAAAUAUCGGACUCCACUGAUAUUCAGAACUUUCUCAUCCGCCAGCUCAAACGAUAUAUUAUUCGAAGUGAAAAAUAACAUCGGUAUCAUCACCUUGAAUCGCCCAAGAGUUUUGAAUUCACUGACAGCAUCCAUGGCCAGCGCAAUGUAUUCCAAACUAAAAGAAUGGGAAAACGAGCGUUCCUUUAUUAUCGUUAAAGGAUCCGGCGAUAAGGCGUUUUGCGCCGGGGGCGAUAUUAUCUCAAUCACGAAGAACAAAUUCGAAGGACUUUCAUUAUUCAGUAAACAGUACAGCUCGAACUAUCUAAUCAGCAAGUAUAAAAUACCUUUCGUUUCAUUAUGCGAUGGAAUAACUAUGGGAGUCGGAGCCGGAUUCAGUAUCCAAGGAACUUAUCGUAUUGCCACUGAGAGAACCAUAUUCGCGAUGCCUGAGACUAGAAUUGGUUUAUUGACCGAAUCAGGUUCCAGUUAUUUUUUACCCAGGAUGGAGGGUAAAUUGGGGUUAUUUUUAGGUCUAACUGGACACAAGCUUGAAGGAAUCGAUGUGCUUAAGGUUGGCGUCGCCACACAUUUCCUUCCCAGUGAUAAGAUUGCAGAUUUAUUUGAUAGAUUGGUGGAAACAGAGGCUGAUUCCAUUGAAGAUGUAUUGAAGAAAACUACCAUUGAUGUUGGAAACAAGGAGUUCAGCUUGAAUUCCAAGAUGGAUUUAAUUAAUUCGUGCUUUGAAGGCGAAUCGGUCGAAGAUAUUAUCGAAUUGUUGCAAACUGAAGGAUCGCCUUGGUCUAGACGUGUUCUGGAUAUUUUGAGUAGAGCAUCUCCCACGUCUUUAAAAAUUAGUAAGAAGGUGAUCGAUUUUGGAGCAUCGAGAGAUCUUCGUGAUUGCCUAGUUACAGAGUUCAGAUUGGUUUGGAAUGCGGUUCAAUGCAGUAUUACUUCUGAUUUUUAUGAAGGUGUUCGAGCUGUUUUAAUAGACAAAGACAAUAAUCCAAAAUGGUCUCCGAGAUGCUUAGAAGAAGUCGAUGAUGCAAAAGUUUCCAAAUGUUUCUCUCCUUUACCUCCUGGAGAAGAACUUGAUAUUUGAAAAUACAGUGGAAAUCGCUUACAACGAGAUUCAAGGGACCGGACUUUUUGCUCGUUGUAUCCGGUCUCUCGUACUAAAAGGUUUUGCAUUUAUAACGAGUAUCUUGUAAUAACCGGAUAUAAAGAGCUUCUCGUAAUAAAUGAUACUCGUAACACAUGCAGCAAAAAAAAAUUGUCAAUUUUACUACUAUUUUUGACUUGUCAAAUCGAUUGGAAACGGUUUCGAAUCGUUUUGAGUAGUUCUAGAGCCUCCAACAGUUUUUUAGAAAGUUCUGUUUGAUCAAAAAAUGCCACAAAAUCUGUCGGAAUUUCAAAAUUUUACUAAAUUAACAUAUGAAGCUGAAAUUUGGGAUUUAAUGAAUGUUUUCUGCAUGAACACUCGUUAUAAGCGGAAGAAAAAACAAUAAAACGAACCAAAUUUCAAGAAUUUUAGCUCGUACUAUCCGGAUUCCUCGUUAUAAAUGAGCUCGUUCUAACAGGUACCAUUUUGUACAUGUUUAAAUGGCGUUGUACUCGGGACCGAGCAUUUUGCUCGUUAUAUCCGAAAUCUCGUACUAACCGAUCUCAUUAUAAGCGAUUUCCACUGUAUGUACCUUUGAGAUGAGAAGUAUAAUAAGAUCGGUGGGCAAUUUUAUCCAAGAGUGAAUUUAGGGAGGAGGCGAGGGGGAAAUACAAAUUCUUAGACCAUUAAUCCUACUGGUGAAAAUGUUUACUUCCCCACAUGGAGUUUGCCCGUUUGAAAACUUUUUUUUGUUGGAAAUUUUCUCUUUCUUUUGGCAAUGCUGUGAGGGGGGGGGGAUUGAUUUUUUAAAAAUAUUGUUCUUUGUGUUCUAUUCAAAGAAUAGCUGGACAUUAGGUACUCACUUUCAUUUAAAUUUUAUGAAAGAAAUGAAAAAAAACCAUCAACAUUUUUAUUUUUAAGAUCUAAACGAUUUAUCUAAGAAUGUAUUUA